This is a messenger RNA of Daphnia pulicaria, 640 nucleotides long. RefSeq names its product Golgi-associated plant pathogenesis-related protein 1-like. Lineage: Eukaryota; Metazoa; Arthropoda; Branchiopoda; Diplostraca; Daphniidae. The transcript has 5 exons. Gene Ontology annotation, cellular component: extracellular region. The record is from RefSeq and is a predicted model, not a curated record. Bases 23 to 640 code for a protein of 205 amino acids.
ACAGUACUACUCUAACGUCAAAAUGAAUCAGGUCGUUCAACAAUGUCUUGACGCUCAUAACGAGUAUCGACGCAGACAUGGGGCACCUCCGUUGGUAAUCAACAAUUCGCUGAUGAAAAUGGCACAAAACUGGGUAAAAAAUAAUGCCGACCGAUGUCAAAUGGUACACAACACUGGCCGUGGCAAUAUCGGCGAAAACCUCUACUGUGCAUACCCAAGUUUUACCAACGGCCGGGUAGCAGUUGAAGAUUGGUACAACGAAAUUAAACAUAAUAAUUUUAAUAGACCAGGAUUUACUUCUGGAACUGGACAUUUUACCCAAGUGGUGUGGAAAGCGAGCAGAGAGCUGGGCGUCGGAUGGGCAACUGGAAGGAACGGCUGGACCUAUUUUUGUUACAAUUAUUCGCCUACCGGUAACUUUAAUAACGAUUACGCAGGAAAUGUUCUUCCGCCUGGUACUGUAAGUGACGAACCGGAAGAAUCCAACGAGGCUGAAGAAGAAGCGGAAGAAGCUGAAGAAGAUGAAGCAGAAGAAGAUCCUGAAGUUUUGGAUUUAGGAGUUCACGAGCUAGGACAGAAAAAUAAGCCAGCCUCAUCAAAAGAUAAGAAUAAGCUUUUAGCCAUUCUAUGCUUUGAGUAA